CGGUCGCUGAGUCUGUGCGGAACAGCAAACGUUCAUCAUCGCGUUAGUGCUAAACAAAAAAGAAGCAAAAUAAACAAAAGCAGAAAAACAGCAAACGGAACGAAUAUAUUAACUAAUUGACAAGUGCACAGAGCCGUUGAUAAUAACUGAAAGUCUAUGCGAUAUUUAAUAUUUGUGCGUGUGAAAGAAUUCGAUUGAUUCACCUUGUGGCAUUUCGAGGCAGCGCACGCAAAUUGGAUACGAUUGGGCAGCGCCUAAAUAUGGUUUACUUUAGUCCGCGUGGCAUGCAACCGUGUAGUCCAUCGGGUGUUGUCGCUAUGAUGCCGCCAUCGAAGAGUCCCAUCAUGGAAACCGCCGCCAGCGAUGGCAACCAGACAGCUGGCAGCGACGCCAAGCGCGCGUGCCCCCUCAAGUUCUCCAUUGCCAAAAUCAUGGAGCCGGACCACAAGCAACCAGCCCAACAGCAACAACAACAACAGCAGCAACAAUUGCAGCCACAGCAACAGCAGGAGGAGCAAUCGCUGCCUCUGGAAGAGGAGCAGCGCGAUUCGUACGCCGACUCGGAGCGCUCCUGCAGCCCCAUCGAGGUGACUGGAGACGAUGAGGAGCCCGCGGCCAUGACGGCCAUCAAUUACGACUCGGCCUUCAAGAAAUACGUGCCUGGCUCCAGCUUGUGCUCCGGCCCAGCUUCGGCUGCGAUCUCAGUCUCAGCCUCGGCUUCGGCCUCGGCCUCGGCCAGCGCCGUGCAACAGUUUGUGAGCACGCGGCACCAGGAGCUGCUCUCGCAGUAUCCCCUGCUCUACUAUGCGCCCAAUCAACUGAUGUGCGCCGCUGCCGCGGCUCAGUACGCCGCUCUGACCGCUCAGCAGCAGACGUUGGCCAGCGCCGCCCACAUCAGCAGCUUCACGGCUUCGCUGAAUGCCACGCUGCAUCAUUCGCAGACGCUGCGACGCAAUCUGGGCCAUCCGCUGGCGGCCGCCGCAGCUGCUGCUGCAGUUGCUCAGUCCGCCCAGCCGUUGGCGACGCAGCAGAGCUUGGAGAAGAGUCCGAUGCGCACGCCCCAUGCCACGCAGCACGCGAAUCUCAAGCGCAAGCGCUCGCCGCCGGGUGAGGUGACUACGCCGCCAUUGCCACUGACAUUGCCAAUGGCGCCGGCCGUGGCUGGGGCCGCACGCUCGGGCUCGAGGUCGCCAUCGCCGCACGGCUCGCUGGAGGACAGCAGCCCGGGCUCGGCCAAUGGCGGCAAGCCGAAGACGUUCUCGUGCCUGGAGUGCGGCAAGGUGUUCAAUGCGCACUACAAUCUGACCAGGCACAUGCCGGUGCACACGGGCGCCCGCCCCUUCGUGUGCAAGGUGUGCGGCAAGGGGUUCCGGCAGGCGUCGACCUUGUGCCGGCACAAGAUCAUCCACACCUCCGAGAAGCCGCACAAGUGCCAGACCUGCGGCAAGGCCUUCAAUCGCAGCUCCACGCUCAACACCCACGCCCGCAUCCACGCCGGCUACAAGCCGUUCGUCUGCGAGUACUGCGGCAAGGGCUUCCACCAGAAGGGCAACUACAAGAACCACAAGCUGACCCACAGCGGCGAGAAGGCCUACAAGUGCAACAUCUGCAACAAGGCCUUCCACCAGAUCUACAAUCUCACCUUCCACAUGCACACACACAACGACAAAAAGCCGUACACGUGUCGCGUGUGCGCCAAGGGCUUCUGCCGCAACUUCGAUCUCAAGAAGCACAUGCGCAAGCUGCACGAGCUGGGCGGCGACUGCCUGGACGACGAUCUGCCGCCGGCCUACGAGCGCCGCCGGGAGUACACGCGUCGCGAGCCACUCUCCAACUACAGCCAGGCCAGCCAGCUGACGCCGGACUCCUCGUCGGGCAGCUUGUCGCCGCCCAUCAAUGUCACCACGCCGCCCCUGUCCAGCGGCGAGGCCAGCAACUCGGCCUGGACCCGGACGCCCUACCAGGAGACAGUCACGGCCACCCACUUCCAUCAUCUGCAGGCGCCAGCUGUGGGUCUGCACGGCGACUACCCGGCCAGCUCGCCAUUCCUGCAGCUAACGCAUCCUGCACAGCAUCAGCAGCAGCAGCAGCAGCACCACCAGCAGCAGCAACAACAACAACAGCAACAGCAGCAGCAGCAACGGCUGACAGCAGCUGCGCUGGAGAAUGUCCCGUUCAUAGCGAAGGUAUUUUGACAGAGAUACUAUGCCGAGAACCUGGCCAGUUGCACGGCAACCUCGAUGACGAAAGCCAAGUCUGGCAACGACCUGCUCAUCGACUGACUGCAGUUCGUGACGGCAGCAGCCACAGCCACAGCCACAGUCACAGCCACAGCUAGAGCCACGGAUGAGGCUGCUCCGGCGGAGAGCAGCGGCACGACCCUGGGCAAUGCUGUGCGCGCUCUAAAUGGUCUAUUCUAAAUGCUUAGCCUCCCACCAAAUGGUUUCAACAAUAACCUGUGCAAUAAACAUUCCAAUCGAGAACCUUUUCUUCUACAGCACCUUAGGCUAACAAGAACAA
Molecule: messenger RNA, 2520 nt
Organism: Drosophila arizonae
Lineage: Eukaryota; Metazoa; Arthropoda; Insecta; Diptera; Drosophilidae
Gene: erm
Product: earmuff
Source: RefSeq, a predicted model, not a curated record